Molecule: messenger RNA, 687 nt
Organism: Vicia faba (fava bean)
Lineage: Eukaryota; Viridiplantae; Streptophyta; Magnoliopsida; Fabales; Fabaceae
Source: the annotation of a GenBank genome assembly
AUGGCUACAAAUCAGGAAGAGGUGAAGCUUUUGGGAGCUAUGGGAAGCGCAUUUGUGUGUAGAGUACAGAUUGCUCUCAAGUUGAAGGGAAUUGAAUACAAAUUUGUUCAAGAAAACAUAGCCAACAAAAGUGAUCUACUCCUCAAAUACAACCCGGUUUAUAAAAAGAUUCCAGUUUUUGUUCACAAUGAGAAGCCUAUAUCAGAGUCUCUGGUGAUUCUUGAAUACAUUGAUGAUACCUGGAAACAAAAUCCCAUCUUGCCUUCUGAACCAUAUCAAAGAGCCUUGGCUCGGUUUUGGUCCAAGUUCAUUGAUGAAAAGGUAAAAAUGUUGAGUUUUAAAUUGUGGUCUUCUGUUCAUGUCGUUGAUGAUGAUAAAGAGCGUGCGAAGAAUGUUGCAGAAACAUUUGAGGCUCUUCAGUUUCUUGAGAAUGAGUUGAAGGAGAAGUUCUUUGGGGGAGAAGAGAUUGGUUUUGUGGAUAUUGCUGCUGUGUUCAUAGCUUUUUGGAUCCCUUUGAUUCAAGAUGUAACAGGGUUGCAAUUGCUCACUGCUGAAAAGUUUCCAAAGCUUUACCAAUGGAGCCAAAAAUUUCUCAACCAUCCAAUUGUUGAGCAAUGUCUGCCUCCUAGAGACCCUGUUUUUUCGUAUUUCAAAGCUCACUAUGAUAGCCUCUUUUUAUCGAAAUAG